GCGGGACUACCUGCUCCGCCGCCUCGUACAGACUGGUCUGGGUGGGCCGCGGCUACGGUUGCCAUUCCCGGCUCCGUUCUAUGUGCCGGUGCUCCAACUGCUGCUGUUUACGGCACCGGCGGCGCUGGGUGCACCGCUGAGCCUGCUGCUAGCCGCGCGGCCAGCAGCUCUGCUGGUCGGCGGCUGCGUGCUGCUGCUGGCGAUGGUUCUGCAGACAGUCGGCGCGCUUGCCGCCCGCCACGCCGCCACCGCCCAGGAAGAGGCCAAGACCAGCAUGCUGGCGCAGGACGAUGAGGUGGAGUUUCACGGCUUGUGCCGUUGGACCACCUGGGGAUUCAUGGUGCCAGGAAAGCGGCGCGUGGUGAGCGUGGUGCUGCACCCGGUGGCAGCCGGCCUAGUGGCGGCGGCCGCGACGUUCGCCCUCGCUCCCGCCAACUUCGACAACAUCGUCAGCCGAGGCUCGGCGAUGGUGGCCGUGUUCCCCGUGCUGGGCUGGUUCAGUGUCUGCGCGGCGCUGUACUCGCUGACGGUGGCCCGGCCGCCGGAGCCGGCCACGCUGCAGGCGCUGGACGAGUGGGACCUGGCCGCAUUCAACAGGCCCCUCCACGUCCUGCUACUCACCGUGCCGCUGCUGGUGAUCAAGCUCGGGCGCCUGUCUCCGGCUCCUGAUUGGCUGCUGACGUGUGACGUCGUCUGCCGGCUGACCAUCUGCGCGCUGCCGCUGCUUUGGCUGGGCGGAGUCCUGCCGCCCUGGGACGUCGCCAUUGAGCUGCAGCGCGUCUACUGCUGGAGUCUGGUGCGGAACUGCGCGUACCGGCCGGCCGGCCAGGGCGGCCGGCUGCGCUGGCUGCGGCAGGCUGCCGUCAGGUUCCACACGCUGGUGAGCCCGCUGCUGCUGGUCAUGUACGUGACGUGGGCGACGGAGACGGACCCCCGGCCGCCGGCCGGCUCCCUCGAGGACGGCCUGCUCGCCGUCUGCCUGCUGCGCUGCUACCGCUGGAUCUGGCAAAACCCCGAGGCGGCGCUACCGGAGGCCUGCGCCGUGUUUUUGCUGCGCCUGGUGUGGCCCGCGGCGGCUGCGUGGCGGCCAGAGCUGGAACUAACUGUCGUCAGCUGGCUCCACAACCGGCUGACGCAGCUCUGGUUCAAGCUGUACAUGUGCCUCGUGCUGCAGGCCACGUGGCUGGUGGUGAAGGAGAGGCGUCGCGGCUACAUCCUGCUCGCCGUGAACGUGCUGCUGCUGCCGAUGACGGCGCUGCUGUUGGCCGGCUCGUGCGCACUCUCGGCGCCGCUGCUGCCGCUGUGCACACUGCCGUUGUUCGUGCCUACGUUCCCGCGCCGGUUGGGCGGCCGCCAGGCGGGCCGCCCUCAGUCGGCCGGCCCCGACGCCGUCUACUACCGUCAGAUGGCAGCACCGACGGCGGAGCGGCUCGGUCGCGCUGUCCGUAUGGGCUGCGCAGGUUUUGUGCAGGCAGGAGACUAUUUGCUGCUGAGAUUCGAGGACCGCCUUAUGUGGGUUUACGUGGCUGAAAUGGGAAAUGGAUACAUCUACUUCAGCAUCAAGGGUCUGGAGCUGCAGGAGACCUCGUGUCACGCGGCCGAGGCCACGCGCGUGGACGCCAUCUUCGACGCGGCGUUCGACGAGGACCGCAUCGCCGAGGCGCCGGGCCGGCUGGCGCCGUUCUGGUUCCACACGCUGAGCCCGCUCACGCAGCUGCAGGUACCGGGCUACUCGGACGCGCGGAGCCAGCUGACCGGCGUCAUCGACAACAGCGCCACGCUCGCCGCUGUCGAGGAGCUCUUCCCCAAGCGUGAGGACAGCAUCGAGCGGUACCGCACGGCAUUGAGCUCGCCGGUGCCUCCGCCGCUGGUGGCCGACGUGGGCGAGUGGUCGGACGGCUCGCAGGGCUCGCUGCUCUUCGAACCGAAGAAGCCGGCUGGCUUGACGCUGAGCGCCGCGCCCUGGCUGCGGCAGAUGCUCGACGACGAGGAGCCGGCGGACUUCUGGCUGCGCGCGCUCGGCCGGCUCCUCGGCGUCGGCGAGCAGGCGAUGAGGGAGCUCGGAGGGGAGGAGGGCGCCGAGAAGCUCCAGGAGGACUACUCACUUCUCUGUCAGCUGAUUGACACGGCCUACCACGGCACCGCCAGAGAGAUCGAGGUCAGCUCCACGCCCGACCGAGUGCUCGGCCUGUACAGAAGCGGCCCAGCCGCCGACGGCCCCGGGGUCAGCUGGCUCCGCGGCUGUCCGACGGUGGCCUCGCUCGCCCAGAGGGCCUACAGAUGGUCGCUGAAGCUGGCGUUGGACUCUGUGCUGCUGGGCGGUCUGGAUUCGGACGACGAGCUGCUGGACACGCUGGAGGAGUACGCGGCCAGCUGGUACAUCGGCCUGGACGCCGACCCGGGCUGGCGCGACGCCGUGCUGGAACAGACGCCCUUUCUCUUCUCGCUCGGCUACGACGACGUUCGAAACACGUACACCUCACACCUGCUGAGCCUGGGCGACCAGACGGUGUCUGUGGGUCGGCUGAGUGGCGAGCUGGUGCGCGGCGUCUGGGCCAGCCUCGCGCUCGAGCUGCUCUACGUCACCAACGAUGACGAGGAGCGCUAUAGCAUCCAGGCGCACUCCACCAUCCUGCGGAACUUGACGGUGCAGGCGGCCGACCCCCCGCUCGGUUACCCUGUGUACGCGGGCGAGCCGCUCCGCAGUAGCCACGUCUAG
This is a messenger RNA of Pollicipes pollicipes, 2719 nucleotides long. RefSeq names its product pecanex-like protein 4. The record is from RefSeq and is a predicted model, not a curated record. The transcript is spliced from 15 exons. Gene Ontology annotation, cellular component: membrane. The coding region runs from base 203 to 2719 and encodes 838 amino acids. NCBI's taxonomy places the organism in Eukaryota, Metazoa, Arthropoda, Thecostraca, Pollicipedomorpha, Pollicipedidae.